UUGUGCCUGCACAAUACAUUGUGCUCUAUCCCUAAAGGUCUAAUCUCAGUACCUCUCCUUCAAAGUGGCUAUCUUCGCACCUUGUCAUAGACGAAUUGAGCACAGAAAAAAAGUUAAGCAAAGAGCAUAAAAGUUGAAUUCAAUCAUGUCGGAAGUGGUUUCUAUGGAUGAAAUCAGAGCUAUAUCUGAGAGGCUUGGUGUGGAUCUUGCAAAAAUCAAUCUGGACUCUAUUCAUCUUCCUCCUGGUGAUGAUAUGGGGAUACCCAGUGACGAUGAAGACUUGUUGAAGGAGGACGCGUUGGAGGAGGAUCAAGGUUUUGGAAACAUACUGGUGGUGGAUAAUCUUCCAGUUGUGCCUAAAGAGAAAUAUGAGAAAUUGGAAGGAGUAGUUCGGAAAAUUUACAGCCAACUUGGUGUUAUUAAGGAGGGUGGUCUCAAUAUGCCUGUUGAUCCUGUGACUCAGAAAACACUUGGGUACUGCUUUAUAGAGUAUAAUACUCCUCAGGAAGCUGAGCUGAGUAAGGAGAAGACACACGGAUACAAGUUAGAUAGGUCACAUAUAUUUGCUGUUAACAUGUUUGAAGACAUUGAGAAGUUCCUGAAAGUUCCAGAUGAGUGGGCUCCACCAGAGAUCAAGCCUUAUGUUCCAGUGGAGAUGCUGCAAAAGUGGCUUACUGAUGACAAAGCUAGAGAUCAGUAUGUGAUUCGGUCUGGCGGUGACACAGAGGUCCUCUGGAAUGAUGCAAGACAAAUGAAGCCUGAGCUUGUUUAUAAACGUCCUUAUUGGACUGAGAGUUUUGUUCAAUGGUCCCCUAUGGGUACCUACUUGGCAACAGUUCACAGACAAGGCGCUGCAAUUUGGGGUGGUGCCACCACUUUCAACCGCCUCAUGCGCUAUGCACAUCCUCAGGUAAAGCUGAUUGAUUUCUCCCCUGGUGAGAGAUAUCUGGUGACAUAUAGCAGCCAUGAACCAAGUAACCCUCGUGACACUCACAGGGUUGUGCUAAAUAUUUUUGAUGUGAGAACUGGAAAAGUGAUGAGAGAUUUCAAGGGAAGUGCUGAUGAAUUUGCAGUUGGAGGAACUGGAGGUGUUACUGGUGUGUCCUGGCCAGUCUUUAGGUGGAGUGGUGGUAAAGAGGAUAAGUAUUUUGCAAGAAUAGGAAAGAAUGUCAUCUCUGUUUAUGAAACAGAGACUUUCUCACUUAUUGACAAGAAAUCUAUCAAGGUUGAAAAUGUUAUGGAUUUUAGCUGGUCACCAACAGAUCCAAUUCUUUCACUCUUUGUUCCUGAAUGUGGAAAUCAACCUGCCAGGGUAAGUCUUGUGCAAAUCCCAAGUAAAGAGGAGUUGAGGCAAAAGAAUCUCUUCAGUGUGAGUGAUUGCAAAAUGUAUUGGCAAAGCAAUGGAGACUACCUUGCUGUCAAAGUUGACCGGUACACAAAGACCAAGAAAAGCACAUACACUGGUUUUGAGCUUUUCAGAAUCAAAGAACGGGAUAUUCCAAUUGAGGUUUUGGAGCUUGACAACAAGAAUGAUAAAAUUAUUGCAUUUGCUUGGGAGCCUAAGGGUCACAGAUUCGCUGUCAUCCACGGUGACAACCCCAGGCCAGAUGUCAGUUUCUACUCUAUGCGGUCUGGCACUAACACGGGCCGUGUUUCAAAGCUGACAACUCUCAAGGGAAAGCAGGCUAAUGCUCUCUACUGGUCACCUGGAGGCCGCUUCAUUAUUUUAGCUGGAAUGAAAGGUUUCAAUGGACAGUUGGAAUUCUUUGACGUCGAUGAGCUUGAUACCAUGGCAUCUGCUGAGCAUUUUAUGGCAACAGAUGUCGAAUGGGAUCCAACUGGAAGGUAUGUAGCGACAGCUGUUACUUCAGUUCAUGAGAUGGAAAAUGGAUUCAACAUCUGGUCUUUCAACGGAAAGCUGCUGUAUAGGAUACUCAAGGAUCAUUUUUUCCAGUUUUUGUGGCGCCCUAGGCCACCAUCCUUCUUAAGUAAGGAGAAAGAGGAAGAGAUUGCUAAGAACUUGAAGAAGUACAGCAAGAAGUAUGAAGCAGAGGAUCAGGAUGUUUCAUUGCUGUUGAGCGAGCAAGACCGUGAGAAGCGAAAGAAGCUGAAAGAAGAAUGGGAAGCAUGGAUUAGUAAGUGGAAGCGGUUGCAUGAAGAGGAGAAAAUGGAGAGGGAAAAGUUGCGUGAUGGGGAAGCCAGUGAUGAAGAGGAGGAAUACGAGGCGAAGGAAGUUGAAGUAGAGGAAAUACUAAAUGUUGAGGAGGUGGUUAUUCCUUUUGAAGAUAGCCAACAGUGAAUCCAAGUAGUUUGAGAAUCCCCAGCAUUUUCUGCGACAGCCACGAAAGAGAAACAAACUGAGUUUAGGUAGGAAGGAUAUUUGGUUUAAAACGCUUCCCCUUUUUUUUUGUUUUUUUCCGACUCAUUUUCUUUCAUUUCAUUGCUUGUUGGUUAUAUUGUCUGUCUGUCGGUCAGAAAUUCCUGUUGCCAAUGUGCAAUAAAUUUGAUUACAGAAACCUUUUCAUUAUAUUUUUGUUGGG
This is a messenger RNA of Solanum lycopersicum (tomato), 2540 nucleotides long. RefSeq names its product eukaryotic translation initiation factor 3 subunit B. Gene Ontology annotation, cellular component: eukaryotic translation initiation factor 3 complex. Gene Ontology annotation, biological process: translational initiation. The record is from RefSeq and is a predicted model, not a curated record. Lineage: Eukaryota; Viridiplantae; Streptophyta; Magnoliopsida; Solanales; Solanaceae. Gene Ontology annotation, molecular function: translation initiation factor binding; RNA binding; translation initiation factor activity.